AUGCCAGUCCGUAUCCGUCUAGCCCGACACGGCUACAAGAAGAACCCCCUCUAUCACAUCGUAGCCAUCAACUCCAAACGACCUCGAGAAGGUAAACCACUAGAGACAUUAGGGAUAUACGACCCGAUACCGAGGUUACGAAAAGGCGUGGUCGUUCCUCCUCAGGCGAAUGUUUUUGGCGUUGAAGAUGCAGGGUUGAUCAAGAAGGAGAAGGAGAUUAAGUGGAAUGUGGAUAGGAUAAAUUAUUGGUUGGGUGUUGGGGCGGAACCUACUAGGAGUGUUGUGAAGCUAUUGGAAAGGGGCGGAGUCCUCACAACACCCCAUAAAUGGCAACAUCCCUGGUCACCCGCCCCUUCUUCAUCCACCUCACCAUCACAACCACAGCAGACGAUAUCACAGUGA
Messenger RNA from Kwoniella botswanensis, 402 nucleotides. Its product is annotated as ribosomal protein S16. Lineage: Eukaryota; Fungi; Basidiomycota; Tremellomycetes; Tremellales; Cryptococcaceae. The record is from RefSeq and is a predicted model, not a curated record. The coding region runs from base 1 to 402 and encodes 133 amino acids. Gene Ontology annotation, molecular function: structural constituent of ribosome. Gene Ontology annotation, biological process: mitochondrial translation. Gene Ontology annotation, cellular component: mitochondrial small ribosomal subunit; ribosome. The transcript has 2 exons.